Penaeus vannamei (Pacific white shrimp) is the source of this 492-nucleotide messenger RNA. The record is from RefSeq and is a predicted model, not a curated record. NCBI's taxonomy places the organism in Eukaryota, Metazoa, Arthropoda, Malacostraca, Decapoda, Penaeidae.
ACGAUGUCUGCUCCUGUCAGGGGCCCGGAUCAGCAUGCUUGGGCCCUGCUAGCCCUUCAGAAUGUCCGCGCCAGCCUCGCCUCACCGCGUGCCGUGGUCCCCGACAGGAAGGGAACGCCCAUUGCCAGACUGGAAGGCAAGGAAUUCGAAUACAUGGUGCGCCAGAGUCGGGUGGUCAUCGGGCGCAACUCCAGCAAGGGCGACGUGGACGUCAACAUGGGCCACAAUAGCUUUAUUUCGCGACGCCACAUCGAGAUAUACUUCGAGACGCCCCACUUCUACAUGAUCUGCAACGGCAAGAACGGCGUGUUCGUGGACGGGGUGUUCCAGAGGAAGGGGGGCGCCGCCCCUGCAGCUGCCCAGACAGUGAGUUCUUCCUUGGUUUCAAUAGGCCCUUUGCCCUCGCGAGAGUGCCCGACGGGGUGUGAGGAUGCCUUGGGGCUGCUCUCGUGCCUGGUGUGAGGGAAGGGGCCCGCUUUGGAAGCAGUGUUU